AUGGCUCACAACCUGGAGCUUCUAGCCAAGACCCCCAUCAUCAAGUUCAAGCAACAGGACUUUUACUCCUUGCGGGAUUAUUGCCUAAACAGAGGCCUGCUGUCUGAGGAUGAGACAUUCCCUGCUGAGACUUAUUCCGUAGGUCUACAGCUGCUCAAGGGAAGAAACCUCUCCAGCCUAAGCUGGAUGCGGCCAAAGGAUUUAUUGGAGGGUAAAUCAGAGGCUCACUUCAUCCUGGAAGGUGCGAGCAGUUUCGACAUCCAACAGGGGGAGGCAGGAGAUUGCUGGUUCCUGGCAGCACUGGGCUCCUUGACACAGAACCCACAGCAUCUGCAGAAGAUCCUAAUGGACCAAAGCUUUUCAUACCAAUAUGCAGGGAUUUUCCGUUUUCCGUUCUGGCAGUGUGGCCUGUGGGUGGAAGUGGUGGUUGACGAUCGCCUACCUGUCCUGAACGAUGAGUACUUCUUUGUUAAUCCUCGCAACAAACAAGAGUGUUGGCCGAGCCUGCCGGAGAACGCCUGCGCCAAGUUUCAUGGGUCCUAUGUCAACCUGCACUAUGGCUACCUCCCUGAUGCCCUGGUGGACCUCACGGGAGGGGUGGUCACCAACAUCAGCCUGCAUUCCUCCUCGUCUGACCUGCUGACCAUGGUGAAGAUGGUAGCCGAGGCAGGCUCCCUGAUGACCUGCAGCACCCUUGGCUGGGCAAGUAAUUGGAGAAGCCAGCAGCCCACGUCCUCAGGACUCGGUGGCCUUCUGUCUGUCAUGGGGUGGUCUCCUGAGGUGUCAAACGCUGGGGCCUCAAGCACCCUACAGCCUUCAAACUCUGCCUCGCUAGGAAAGAAAUCCAGGAACACAAGCCAUUCCAAACCGACAAGUGAGUCCACGGGGACAGCAAACGGGCUGGUGAGUCGGCAUGGCUACACAGUGACUGGCGCUGGGCAGCUAAGGCUCCUCACGAACGCGGUGCCUCAGGAUUCUUGCUCCCCUACACAGGAGUCAGAAUCCCUGGCCUCGAUUCAGUACAGGAGUGGCUGGGAAUAUCUUAUCCGCCUGUGGAACCCCUGGGGCAAGAGCGAAUGGAGAGGGUGCGGGAGUGACAGGACUGAAAGGAAGAAGUAUAUCCCAGGCAGAGAGAGCAUCAUGGUGAAGGCCACGGCGGGUCUGGGUUGGGCGCUGCCACUGCCACCAGACAGACAGACCAUCAGCCUGAAGAAGAAGAGGACUUUGUCAGCCCAAAGGGACAGCUAUACUUCUCCAGGGGAAAUGAUUGCUGGACCCCAGAGGGACAUGCAGGACAUCUUCUCUGUGCCAGAAAGCAUGGAAAACAACAAUGUCAUCGUGUCCUUCGAUUUUGUCAUGCCACAAAAUUUAAAGGCAAAAGACAGGACAUUUCCACUGAAGUCCGAGGUGUUCAAGAUCGACUAUCAGUUCCAGCACUUCCGAGAGAGAUUGCCGUCCACCUUUUUUUCCAAAUUCACAAUUGCUGAGAAGGGCAUCGUUUCUGAAACCACAUGCAACCUUACAGAGCGCUUCAGCCUGAGCCCUGGGACCUGUGUGGCGGUCGUCUCCGCAGGCAGAGGAGCAGUUGAGUUCUUGCUCCAAAUCUUCCUAAAGAUGCCAGACAGUGACAGGAACCUGGACAAUAAUCUCAACCUCAGACCACUGCAGGGGCUGGACAUUGAUGCUACCCAGGUUCAGAGCCUUCUCAACCAGGAAUUCCUAAAAGAUGAGACUGGGCUGGGACCGUGCAGUGACCAGCCCACGUUCCGUGGCCACAAGUGGCAGGGCUGGGACCCAACCCCGGGCCUCCUGCCUCCUGUCCUGACUUCCACUCUCCUCCGAGCCGUUUCUCCCCCGAGCCGUUUCUCCCCCGCCUGCCCCAUCUACCCUCUGGCUCCUCGUGGGCGUAUCCGCCGGCCGCUGCCCUGCAGCUCUUCCCUCGGUGUUUUCCAAAACUCCCGGAAGAACUCUGGAGUUUUCCUGAGCUCGGAUCUGUGGAAGGCCAUAAAGGACACAGGACCCCAACUCCCGGCCUCCUCCCCGCUCACUGGCUCCCCCCGUGUCCCAGACUUCCUUGCAGGGAUCUCCGUCCCCAGUGAGCGGCUGGAUCUGAUGAGACUCCGCUAUAGCGACGGCACAGGCAGGGUCAGCUUCCCCAGCCUGGUCUGCGUCCUGAUGCGGCUUGAAGCCAUGACCGGUGUCACCCCGGGGCCAUCCUGGACACCUUCACAGUGA
This is a messenger RNA of Kogia breviceps (pygmy sperm whale), 2235 nucleotides long. NCBI's taxonomy places the organism in Eukaryota, Metazoa, Chordata, Mammalia, Artiodactyla, Physeteridae. The record is from RefSeq and is a predicted model, not a curated record.